Anopheles merus is the source of this 12109-nucleotide messenger RNA. It is a transcript of the gene br, whose product is annotated as broad-complex core protein. NCBI's taxonomy places the organism in Eukaryota, Metazoa, Arthropoda, Insecta, Diptera, Culicidae. The transcript is spliced from 9 exons. Bases 1968 to 4031 code for a protein of 687 amino acids. The record is from RefSeq and is a predicted model, not a curated record. Gene Ontology annotation, biological process: regulation of transcription by RNA polymerase II. Gene Ontology annotation, molecular function: protein binding. Gene Ontology annotation, cellular component: nucleus.
AAUUAGUGCAGCAAAUCAGCAAAAUAUCUCAAACCGCCAAACUAAUAGCACACGGGAAACGGACGCGGAUCGACCCGCCCGACCGAACCGAGAGCAGCAGAUCCGGAGAGUCCGGAGUGUGAUAUACACACAGUCACGGGAAGCACAGCAGCAGCAGCACGGUUUUGCGAAGACGACGACAACGUUCGAUCGCUGCCCCGGUGUUGCGCGCGUGUGUGUGCGUUUGUGGUGGGUUUUUCCUUCUGCUGCGUUACUUCGACUGGCUGACCGAGCCGCACGCAUAACGGGUUUGGCAGUCCGACCGGACCGAUAUACGGGGAAGAAAAACUCCGGCUGAGCAUUGUGUGUGGUGUGUGUGUGUGUGUGUGUGUCGAUGGCGCGGGACAUGCCGUUGUGUUGUGGUCGUCGUCUUCUUGGUCGCCGUCGUCGUCAGUGGAUCGUGGGAACACCGGGCGCGAUGUUUAGCCGUGCUCUUGUGCUGCACUACCCAGCACAGUAGUCACCAAAUAGUGUGUCCCCAACAAUAGCACCAAAGUUUUUCCGUUAGAAAGAAAGCAACAUUCGGUGCAUUAACGUUGGUGUGAGUGUGUAUGUGUGUUCGUGUGAUAAGUGUACGUGUGAUUGAAUAUAUCUGCAUAUCGUGAAAAAUACGACGUCCCACAGUGUGUGUGUGUGUGUGUGUGUGAAUCAACCACAUUUUCGUAUCCCGGCACCACUUUCUGCGGAUUUUGCUCAAUAUUUUGGCACGCACCGCCAUCAAAGGGGAAACGCGUGCCGUGUUCUGGUGGCUGGUGGUUCUGUUUCGUGCAGUUGCAAAGCAGCACCAUCAGCGCAACAGCAAUAACAACAGAAAAAUCCCUACCCAUGUGUGUGAAAAUCUUCGGCGCGCACCCCAUUAUCAGCUGCUGGCCUAGCUUCCACAAAUUUCCAAAACCAUCCGCCGUCACCACGACGGUGCGCGCUCCAAAUGCUGCAAUAAAUCCAUUUGCGCUGGGCGCGAUAUCAACCUUCUGUGAGUGUGUGUGAUUGUGUGUGUGUGAAUAGAGGAAGGAGAAGCGGGGUGAAGAAGAAAUAAACACACAAUGCACGCGUGUGUGCGUGGUGCGUGUUGUUGUUGCUGUGCAGCCCGGUAGUAAUGCAAAGUGCAUCGUCGCUGGGUCUUUUUGUUUGUUCCGUCAAUUUUGGUCACCUCACGGAACCAGCCCCUCCAUCUGUGUGACUCGUCUGCGUGUGGUGUAUGUGUGUGUGAUGUAUUGCUGCUGCUGUACGACAAAAGUAUGCUCUUGGUGCCAACAUGCCCAGAUGAACGACGGCGGCUGGCCGCUGAUACGUUGAUGCACUACACCGUGAAGAGUGCCAAACCAGCAGAUAGUAGUGGUGGUGGGAUGUUGUGGUAAUGGGUAAACCACACAGGAGGGUGCAUGUGCGAGUGUUUUGUGGUGGUGAUUCGGUGUGAUAAUCAGUAAGAGGCGCAAUCGCCCCCCAAAACUAAUCAACGAUCAUAAAGCGCCCACUCUGACGUCGUCGACAGGGCAAACGCAAGAAAGUGUGAAAAUAGGAAGCGUGCAAUAAUACAUUUUACCCAGAAAUGGUUGAAAUUGCUCAAGCAAAGGCAGCAAGCGUUGUCGUCGUCCCUCGUGCUCCUCAUACACACGUACGCCACACACUGUGAAUGUGUGCCCUUUGCCUGAAGGGAGUGGAGUCGCCAGCAACAACGCACCUCCCGCGUGGUGCAUGUCUAACAGUACAGCAAAAGAUCACUCAUAUCAACUAGACAACAUUGGCAAAUAACACAUUAGCAAAUAAGGUAACCCGAGAGAUAGAGAGAGAGAGUAAAAAGGUAAACGUACAAAAGCACAAUCAAAAUCCAAUACAAUAACAUAGCGCGCUUAGCACAGUGCGAAGCGAAGGAGGAACGACGUCAAACACACAGCAGUGAGCCCAGCCCCAACAAUACACAAAUCAACAUGGUGGACACGCAGCACUUCUGUCUGCGAUGGAACAACUACCAGAGCAGUAUCACGUCGGCCUUCGAAAACCUGCGCGAUGACGAGGACUUUGUGGACGUGACGCUGGCAUGCGACGGUCGCAGCCUCAAGGCGCACCGCGUCGUCCUGUCCGCUUGCAGCACAUACUUCCGCGAGCUACUGAAGAGCACACCAUGCAAACAUCCCGUGAUAGUGCUGCAGGACGUGGCGUUCACGGACCUGCACGCGCUGGUCGAGUUCAUCUACCACGGCGAGGUGAACGUGCAUCAGCGGUCACUGAGCUCCUUCCUGAAGACGGCCGAAAUUUUAAGAGUGUCCGGCCUGACCCAGCAGCAGGCGGAAGAAACGCACGGCAUGCAUGCUUCGCUCGGGGCCAAUCUGCCGUCGGGCGUCGUCCAUCAUCCGAUCUACCCGGAGAAGAUGCUGGACGAUUCGCUGUACGUAUCGCAAGGCGCCUCCCCUCCGCCCCACCUGUCCAGCCUGCACAACAGCUCCUCGCCGAACAGUGGGGGAGUGGGCGGCGGCAACAGUAAUGGCGGCGGGGCACCGAUGGUCAACCAGCUGCUGAAGCGGGCGGCGGCCGCGGCAGCGCUCCGGCGGGAACGGAACAACUCCGUCCAUUCGGACGAGAUGGCGCUCAAGCGGCACCGGAUGUCGGUCGACAGCAAUGGGCCAACGAAUCCGCGCGACCACCUGGACGUGAUCUGCAGCACGCCCCAGACGACGGCGACCGACUUUUCGUCGAGCGCGGCCAAGCAGCACCUCAGUUUGCCAUCGCCCCAGGGAAAGGAUCAAAUGCGGCAACAGGACAGCUUAUCCGGUCAUGCCAACAGUGGCAGCAACAGUUUCUCCAUCAACAGCGCGAGUAACUUAAUAAAAAGUAGUAUUAAUAACAAUAACAACAACAUCAACAACAACAACAACUUGAACAACAACCUGUUGCACAGCAAGGAAAACAGUGGCGUCGGCGGCGGCGGCCCGGGCGGUCUGUGCGGUUCCGGCGGCAGCAUGCCCACCUCGCUCGGCACCUCGAACGGCAGCAACGCGGGCAGCCUCUGCUCGGCGGAAAAGGAAAGCCUAGCGUCCUCGCCGUCGGAACGGUCGGCCGAGGACGUGAAGUCGGAACCGCUCGAGCUGCUGUGCGGUACGGGCGGUGAUCACGAAAACAGCUCGGACUCGGUAACGGACGAUCAUGGCGACCUGGUGAAGGGUGGACUGGACGUGAAGGGCUCUUUGCGAUCGCCAAACGACCAUGAGCUUGAGAGCAGUAUGCACCACCACAGCGGGGCACAGUUUCUCAUGAACGCUAGCGAAAAUAAACUCUUUCCCACGCCGCCCUCGUUUAACUUUUCCAUGGCAGCACUAGCGGCAGACCCGUCCGCACUGGCAGGAUUCAGCACACAGGCCCUACAGGCAGUGGAGUUGGCCGGCUCGCCACAGGGCAUGAGCAUUGCGGCUAGUAUGGCGGCAUCCCAGCGCUCAGCAUCCCCACCGGACGGUGGUGGCGGCGGCGGCGGCGGCUCGUCCGUCCACGGAGGGCACGGUAUGAACCGGCUGUCGCUUCCGCUGCCGCUGGCCGCGUGCCACCGGUGCGACGUGUGCGGCAAGCUGCUGAGCACGAAGCUGACCCUCAAGCGGCACAAGGAGCAGCAGCACCUGCAGCCGCUAAACAAUGCGGUGUGCAACCUGUGCCACAAGGUGUUCCGCACGCUGAACAGCCUGAACAAUCACAAGAGCAUUUACCACCGCCGGCAGAAGAUCCUGCACCACCAUCAUCACGCCCACCACCAUCCCCUGCACGGGCAGCAUCCGUUCGCGGUCGGGGGCGGCCCCGGUGCCGGCGGCCCUGGCGGUGGCGGCGGGGGCGGUGCGGUCAGCCCGCUGCACCACGGAGCGGCACAUGCGGCGGUGACGGCGGCGGCCGUUGCGGCGGCCGCUGCCGCCGCCGGUGGCCAUCACGAGCUGCUGAACAACAAUGCUACCGGCGCCACCGACUGUGAUAUCAAGCAUAAUAGUGUCGCGGCCAAGCUCGAAUACAUGUAAAUAAUACUAGCGAAGAGAAGAUGACGAAGGGCAACACAAAUGGGAGAAAAACGCGCUGUGCACGAAGCAACUAAGUAGUAGUAGCGAGGCACGCGUGGUGUGGUCCUCGUCACCAGACGGAAGUGGAGUAGUAGCAGGAGGAGAAAAACAAAAUGCAACAAAACAUGGUGGUGCGUGCAGCCAGCACAUCAUCUUAAAAUCAUCUCAGAACAAUGAUCAAUUGUAACAUAUAUGUAAUGUAUGUGAGUGUGUGUGUGGGUGUAUGUAUAUAUAAACGGGCGGCAACAGCUCGAACGUCCUUCUCCGGAAUAAGGCAACAGAUGAACAAAUAUCUCCCACUCUUUCUCUCGCUCUCGCUAUCCCUCUCGCCACCUCUGUUCUGUUCCAAAUUAUGUCUCGAUCGCUCGUCGUUAGUCUCUUACUCGUGAAGAUCUAGACCUAUGUACAAGUAUGGAUAUACUCGGAUAAUUGAACCCGAAAAUAAAAAGGAAAUGCCACUUUUUUCCAACCCAGUGAGAAUCUUCGAUAGAGAUUCCUCUGUGUUUCAAUUAUUUUUUUUGUUUACCAAAACUGAAAACGAAUUUAGAAGAAGAGUUUAUGCGAUCCGAGCAUUAGUAGUGGGGGUGGUGCAAAAGCAGAUCUGAAAUUGGGUUUGGUUUAUUUAGUUUAGAAAUUGGGUUUAUGAUUGCAAUAGAAAAGCAAAGAAGAGGAAGCAGAAAAGGUAGAGCAGGACGACGUGUUUAUGGAAUGAAUGGAAUGUGUUUAUUUUUUUUUAUUUUUGCCAAUUAUGUGUUAAUUUUUAAUAGUUGAUUUAUAUUCUACCCUUCCCCACAACUUCACCCAUGGAAAAUACCUUGUUUUGUUGAGCCUUUUACUAUUAUGAAUACACAUUUAUUACGCGCAUAUUGAAUUAUUUAGUAGGUUUUUAGUAGUAGUGAGGAGAAUAAUAACAUUUUUCUUAACAAAAUGUUUUGUUUGCCCCAUCGAUAUAUCGAGGACAGCGCAUGGAGAGGGAAAACUAUCCCAGCAUUAGAUAUCUUUGAACAAAUCAAAACAAAACCCCGAAUGUGUGCGUGUGUGCCCAUUGUUAUUAUGUGGUCAAAGCUACUAAACCAUUUCCUUCUUUUUCGAUCGGCGUUCUCUGGUCAUUGUUGUUAAGUAUGAAAUUGUAUCAUCUCGUUCGUUUAUUUAUCAGUUUAGCUUUGUUUCAAUGGCGCACUCCUGUUGAAACGUAUUUCUAAUUUAGCGAAAUUCUGAUUUUAAUCGUCUUGUGUUGUUGUCCAAAAGUGAAAACGAAAACGGAAACCAAAGGUAUAAGUUUGUUUGGUUCGGUACGAAACGCCACAAAACCCCGCCACGAUCGCUGGACUGUGCGUGAAAUUAUUCUAAAGACUGAUUUUUCAUACCAUUUUGGGUUGUUUAAACUAUUGUGUUUUUGUUGCGUGGUUGUGUAGCGGUGUGGUGUGGAGCAUUAGAUUUAGAACAACGUCGUUUAGCAUUUAAACAUUAUUUAAUUUUUCUUACUUAAAAAAAUUGAUAUAAAUUAGCAAAAUUAAUCGCAACGAAACGGAAGGAUUGGGAAACAAAACCCCCAAAUACACACCCUCACAAAAAGUUUAUGUUGAAAAAAAAAAAGAAAACAUCUUUUGAUAGCAUUUUCCACCAAUAUGUUUAGUAUGCUGUACGUAACUGAGGGUGUGUGUAAGCCAAAAAAAAGAAACAGUGUUAAAGCGCCACCACAUUGAAAUGGAAGGAAAUAUCAUUCAAAGCAAUUAACAACGGUACACACACACAAACAUAUACGAAACCAAGAAUCUUUGUUGUGCAUAAAUUAAUUAGGGCAUGAAAAAACUGGGGCAAAAGGAAGCAAAGGUUUAGUUUUAUACAACAAAACAAAUGGCUUAAAGCUCGUAAGAAAAACGCGGAGGGACACUUUUCUUCCCGGCCGUUCGGUGCAGUCUUCGUGCCUGGCCCAAACAAGGGAACACGGAUCGCAUGGAAAAAAACCCGCAUUAUGCUGCCACUCUUCCAUUAUACUUACCUUUACGAUUAUGAUGUAUCUGCUUCAAUAUUAUUAUUAUUUUUUGUGUUUUGCAUUCGCUUAUUUUACUGCGUAAUGCAAAUGAAAAACUAAUGAGAAAAUCCAUGUUUUAGUGCGUAAGUUUAGAUGAAAUACUAUAUAGUUUGUGUGUAAUUAUAUUUGCACCUGGGCCGGUCGGUUAAGUUUAGAAGAAAGAUUCUACAAAACCUAGCACUAAGCUAGGAAAGAGAGAAAGAGUAUGAGGGUGAGAGAGAAGUGAAAAUAGAAAGAGAGAAAGAGUGAGAAAAUGAGAGAGAUAGAAAGAGCGAUAGUGGAGAAAGACAGAAAAGUAGUAGCAAGGAAGGUAGAAAAAGUAUACAGUGGAAGCAAACUCUCGAGCAAAAGAGAAAUAGCAGUGUCCAUUUUCCUGUUGUUUUUUAAACUGCCGGCAGUCGGCAAGAUACGCUGUAUGUUAAGUUUAAAUGAAAAGUUUUUUCUUUCUUUUUUACUACCUAAACACCUUAAUACCCCCUUUAAGCUUAAGAAAACUGUAAUGAUGUGUUUUAUUAUUAUCAAACUGUCUUAAUACCAUUUCCCCCUUUUUUGGCGGUGCCGCCCCUGCUCCGUUUUGCUUAAGUCAAUAUUCGAUGCGUUGCCUGUUCUGUUAAGUUAGUUAUAUAGCUCUGUUCUGUUUUGUGUGUUAUGUGUGGCUGCACAAUGUUGGUGGGGAUGUCUCGCUGCUUGUGAGACUGUUGGCAUAUUUUUCUUUUUCAAUUUUCUACGACACGAUGUGGCCCUGAUUGUUGCAGAUAGAACGAGAGUAAUUCAGUACAACCUGUUACACGCUCAUUUAUUUUACUUGCCCGUUAACGUUUUCAUUGGCAUUUCAAAUGUGGAACGUGCCACAGAACCAACUGAGUGGUUUGUUUUUGGCUGACCUGAAGAAUUUUGUUCUGCUUAGUGCAACACGAGAAUCACGUGUUUUUAAGCAUCUAACCAUGGCCUAAUAGGUGACAGCAAAUCAACCAAUGGUGGUGCACGAGCAUUGUUACUCAUGGCAUUUUUGGUACAUCUGCUAAUAGAUUUUUUUUAAACUUAUUCAAUCGAGAAAUAAUAGCCAAACAGCGAGAGUGAGAGAGAAAAAAAGAGAUCGGUAUAUAGGAGGGAAAUGUUAAACAUAAUUUCUCCACUGUCGAUGUGCAAAGACUCAUAUAAAUGGCGCAACCCCAUUCAGAGAAUUUUACUGUAAAAGACGAAGAUAGGAUGGAAUUGCAUAUAAUGUAAAAAAAAAACAAAUCGUGAGCCACUCAGCAGCACAACAUAAAACAAAAUUAUAGAUAAAAACGCGGAAAAAACUAUAACAUUUAGAGAUUGUGUGGCCUGCAAUGUUACAAUAUAUGACUGAUUAGAUACUAAAUCAAGAGUAAAUUAUAUUUGAGGUGGACGUGGAGAGGAUAUUGCAAUGAAAUGUAGCUCCACACAUAUUUGGACAAACCACGAAUUUGGAAUACAAAAUUCGAACCUUAAAGAGAGAGAGAGAAAGAGAGAGAGAGAGAGAGAGAGAGAGAGAGAGAGAGAGAGAGAGAGAGAGAGAGUGAGAGAGAUUAAAUAAUAAAAGCGGGAAAACAAGCAAGAACAAUUGGAUGCGUAGUGGAUGUUCGAGCAAAUGUGUAAGAAUCUUAUCGAAAUUUAAGCAGAGUGUAAUAAUUUGAAAAAGAGCACCACAAUUAUGGAGAGAGAAUGGGUCAAAAAGACAAAUUUAUGAUGCGACGAAAAAGUUACCAAAACUGAUUUAGUAUUACAAAAAAGGGGACAAGAACACACACAAAUACACGCUGAAAAAGGCAUUUUUUACGGGCUGGCUAAAGUGGACACCGCACAGGGCUGCAAUUUCCUGUGAAUGAAAACGCAGUGCAACAAGAGGGGAUGAAAGUGCAAGAACAAAUUGUGCAAGGGAGAAAUUAGAGACGGGGAGAGGGCAGAUUACGGGAAGGGAAAACGUUUUACCCUCUAGGGCUGACUGGUUCUGUAUGUAUACGGGCGACUUCAGACAACAUAUAGGUAUGGUAUGUAUAUUUUCGAUACAGUACAAUAUCGAAGUAAGCGAUUUUGCAUUUCGCCGCGUAUCAUUGGCGUGUGAUUUAUUUUGUAGAACCUUUUUCCUACCGUUUCGGAAGAAACUAUUAGCCACCGCUCUACCGGUACGGUGUCGGGCGGCAUGGCGUGCAAAAUUCAAAAUUAACCCAAAGUACUUGUUAAUAAUUGGCGCGGUGUGAGAGCACGCGCAGGCACAACACCCGUAAACAAGAAGAAGGAGAGACAAAAAAACAACAAAAUUAACUAAAACAAAACGAAAAAAGGGAAAAAAUAAUAAGAAAAAACCUAUUUGUGAUUGUCUAAAAGACUGAAAAUUAAUAAUAUUGUUGAAUUGGCAAAAAUGCUCCCCACUUACGAAUAAGCGACCAGAAACCAUUAAAAUACGUGCGCUGGUGUGUAUGAUUGUAAACAAAAAAUAAGAAAAACAAACAAAAGUCUGAAUAUUUAAUUUGUAUUUCGAAACAUUUGUGAAAAUCACGAUGCGUACGCUUGAAAGCAAAAUUAGAGGAAGGAGAUUAGAAGAAGGUGAGAUAUGAAAACCAAAAUUAGAAAAAUAUUUGUUUAUAAAUUUAAUUUUACCAUCUGGCAAUUGGCGGUUUUGAGAGAAAGACGAGAGAGUUUAUUUUUUUAUUUAUUUUUUUCUCAAUUUUAUCUUUAUUUUAUUUAUUUUCCUCGUUGGAUAUGUACGAUGAACGGCAGAGAAUGGGUGAAAAAGAGAGAAAAUGUUUUAGAACGACGAUGUGCAAAGUUCGUGAAACGGAAUGUUGAAAAAAAAACACACACACAACUCUUUAUUGUAAUAACAUCUCAACAAAAAAAAGUAAGAACUCCCCAAUUUUUCACGCGAAAAUGAUAAAAGAGCAAAGUGCAAGCUGUGGAAAUAUACCCCCUCAGAUGCGAUCGAAAUUGCUAUUGUUUUAUCUUUGCAAAUUGUGCAAAACUGCCCGCUAUUGCAGGUGAUUGCAAGAAUGCACUCACACAAUGCAUAACAAAAUGGCAUAAGAAAACUUACAACCAAUGAGCCAAACAAACAUACCCUUACAAACGUCAUGUCGAGUAAUGAUCAGGGUAACAAUCAAUUUUUCACACAAUACACUCAUCUCCCCCCCUUUCAUCGAGACACGGUCAAACGUUGUAACCGAACAGAACAUAAGCAGCCAAGUUUAAUCGAUGUGUUUUUGUCGUAAGAACGACUCCUUGACAGUUUAAAUAAAAUAGCAUUGCAAAACAAAACAAAACAAAGCAACAGAAACGAUAAAUCGACACUCUAUAGCGGAUUGUAAAAUAACAUAAAAUAAUUCAAAUCAAACAACAGCAGCUAAUACAUACAGAUAGACAAAUCUUACAAACGGUACACACCUUAAUGUUAAAAGAAGUACACAAAAACAGAAACUCUCAUCUAAUAAACCUAAUAAAAACACAAAUCAAUGGAAAGCAAACAGUCCCCGAGUGGUGAUGGAGAAAUACAUUUAAAAAAAAUAUAGAAGAAGACCCCCGACUCAUAGGCGUUGCAGUUAUAGCUACCGUAAGUAAUACAAUAAAAGGGACAAACAGCGAAACAUUACACAAACUUAAGCCGCGUACUUCUCCGGUGCCAGCAAGUAAUUGCGCUGGGGAAACUCUUGAAAUCGCUAACGCUAAUGUUUAACAGAUGGGCGAAAUAAACAAAACACUUAACGAAAACAAUAUGUAGGCCGGAGAACAAGCAAAGCAACCGGCAAAAGCCCUGGUGUUUUGUUGAAUUGCGAGUCAACACAGGGAUAAGAAGCAGAAGAAGAAAAGCAAAACAUACAAGUAAAAAGCAGCCGAAGAAGAUCAUUACACAGAACAACAAUCCACACUUGCUUGUAAACAGUUGAAAAAAAAACAACAACACAUACACACAAAUAUCAGUAAUUGAAUAAAACAGUAUCUAAUAUUUCGAAAAGCGUUCUUCUUUGCACUAUCAAGAUUUCGCUUCGCUCGUAAACGGAUCAAUUAUUGUCUUACGCUUACUAAUGAAAGCAAACAUCAACAAAUAACAAGAUAUGAAACCAUCCAACAAACGAAAACUAACUCCAGAGAGCGCUUAGCGUAGAGUGUGUUAUGAGCUUUUGUGCCUCCCCCCGCCUGAAACACGGACCAUCUUUAUAGUUUGUAGGCAUAUGCCGUACGUGUGUGGAAGCAUAACAGACACGCGCGUGCAAGACAAAGAUGUAUUAUGUUUGUUCUCGUUUUGGUUAUGUUGUUUUAUUAUUUUAAACUUUGUUUUGUGCGAACUCGUUUUGCGCGAGAACGGAGGGCUCGUUUUUCUUUUGUUCUUCGAUCGCCUUGUACGUCGUGAUUAACCUACUAUAUUUGCUGUGUUGUGCUGGUUUAUUCAGUGUUGGUAUGAUUUUCGCAUCAUUUAGCAACGAUUUUAUCUUCCAUUAAAUGUGGUUUUACUAUUAAAUCUAAACUGAUUGUGUUUUACCUACUCGGUUGAAUGUUGUGUGGCUUUUAUGUCGAUGUGUGGAAAGUGUACCGUAAUUAUUUAGUGUUUUCAAAUACUGCUUUUAUCCCUGUUUAUAUACGUGUAUACGAUGUUGUUUUGUUUUUGUCUGUGUUAUUAUCCCCCCCACCUUCAUUACCAUUUUGAUCUUGAUGUACUUACCGAACCCUUUUAAAAUGAGAUGCAACAGUUGACUACUACCGCUUCUACUACUGCUACCACCAUUACUACUGUAUGAGUAAGCCAGCUAAAGUUGCCAGCUGUUACGAGUGGCGUGCGCAUAAGAAGGUAUGAAACGAAUCCCAUCCUGCGUCUGAUAUGAUUUGUGUUCGAUACACUGCCCCUGCAACGAAGCACACGACUGAUCAAGGACGUAGAUGGCAACGCGCUUGUAGAGCAAAUAAGAAAUGGGCCUAAGCUAGUGGGCGAGCAGAAACCGUUCAUUCAAACAAAAUCGUUACACACAUUCUACACUUGCUACACUUGCGUUUCGUCGUGUUUAUAGGCUCAUUCAAUCUUCGUGCAUCCUUCGUUGGAAAAUAGAACGAUAACAGACAAGCGAUAAGGGCGUUUUCUGUAAAAAAGGACUGAUAUUUUUGUUUAUGCUUCUCUCCCUUUCGAUCAUCUAACGACGCACUUCUACCUACGUUUACGUAUUUUAAUGGCGUCUGUCCGAAUAAACAUUCACCAAUAAAUACCACUUCACUGCCUCUGUUUCUCUCUCUUUCUCUCUCUCUCUCUCUCUUUCUUUUUCUCUCUUUUUCCCUCACUUCCUCGCUACUCUUCACUCCUUUAUCUCUCCGUCUCUUCUGUUACUUUUCCCUUUACAUAUAUUGCGGCCAAAGGAAAAAAAAUCCUCUUCUCUCUCUCUGUCUCUUGUGUCCUCCCUCGGGCUGUCCACAUUUUUUUCUCGUUCCUCCUUUGUCACACCUAUACUUAGUUUCGAUUCGUCGUCGAUAGCAUCGUUUACUAUCACUGCUACUAAUACAACUACCAACACCAACUGUUUGACGCCUAAGACGCCAAAGCGCAACAUUUGACAGCUGUCACUGUUUGGUACAGCCUUUGUUUGGCAACAACACAGAAUUUAAAUCCUCACGACAUGACCCGCGUACAGUGCGAAACAUCAUUAGUGUGUAGCAACAGAAAUCCCUCUGUCUCUCUCUUUCUUCUUAUCCCUUUCACUCUGUCUCUCUCCCUCUCUUCUCUCUCAGUCUGUCGCUCAUUCGUGGUACAUUCUGUCACAGCUCCUUUCUUUCUGUCUACCUCUCAUCACACUGCUGUCUCGACGAGGUCUGUCCUUUCUCUCCUGUUUCUGUCACUCUUUAUUCACUGAAUGAUUCACCAAACUCAAACCCGUUUCGCAACAGCAAAAAACUGACAAUCAAACAAACAACCACCAAACAAAAAUCUACAUUUUAAAUUACAAAAAAAAAAAAAAUACCACCAACCAUCAAAUUUGGGUAGUUUUUGGAAUGUUUUUCGUGUGUC